GAGAGAGAGAGACGAGAGAACGAGAGAGAGAGAGAGAGAGAGACGGAGGGAGCUCGAGCCGAGCUAGCGGAAGAGGAAGAGAGAGGGUUAACGCACGGGUCAAAGGGAAGGGAACGGAGCGGAGCAGGUCUCAGAGGGGCGAACAGAAGUGCUCCGGCCGGGGCUGGAAGUAGAAAACCAACGCAUGGACGAAAAGGCUCAGCUUGAACUUGAAGUAGUUUAUUUAUGGGAGAUAGGCUUAGUAAAAUCUGUUUAAUGAAAGGAAGUCGUGAAUAUUGAGCUCCAAGUCCGCCGGAGAGAGGGCAGCAGUCCUUGAACAGAGCAGCUCGGGCCAGGCGACAAGGCAAGCAUUUAAAAUGGUGGAAAUUGCUGCGACAACAUUUGCCCAUGUCCAAAUAAGUCCAGGGCUGGUUCUGCGCCCAACAGCUUCUUCACUCCCUUGCAAGUCUCAGAAGAUCAAGAGCUUUGAGCUCUCAACAAACCAGGAAAGAUGGAGAAUCGGGAGAGCUCCUGCUUCUGCCGCUGGCACUGGGGCAUGUAAUCAAACGGGUCCAGAGCAACUUCUGACAAGACGUGAGCUUGACCGUACCAAGAGGGAGAAGGCGACAGCCAAGAGAAGGGUCUUCUUCUUGGACGUGAAUCCUCUCUGUUACGAAGGGAGCACCCCAAGUUUACGUAAUUUUGGUCACUGGGUUUCCCUCUUCUUAUCUGAAGUUAGCCGUUGCGACCCUGUAAUUGCUGUCCUUGAUGGCGAGAGGGGCAGUGAGCAUCGCCGACAGCUACUGCCUUCAUAUAAAGCUCAUAGGAAGAAAUUCUCAAGAUAUAUGUCACCUUCAAGAAAAAUUGCACGGGCUCACGUUGGAAUAUCCCCACCAGUCAUCAUAGAUGUUCUAAAGAAGUGCAAUGUGCCGGUCAUUCAAGUUGAAGGCCAUGAAGCAGAUGAUGUUGUGGCUACUCUUGUUGAUCAAGUUCUGCAAAAAGGAUACCGAGUGGUCAUUGCAUCUCCUGAUAAAGACUUCAAGCAGCUGAUUUCUGGAGAUGUCCAGAUUGUGAUGCCCAUGCCUGAGUUAGGAAGGUGGUCCUUCUACACACUAAAGCACUACAUUGCUCAAUACAAUUGCGAACCGUGUUCUGAUUUAAGCCUCAGAUGCAUCUUGGGUGAUGAUGUUGAUGGAGUUCCUGGGCUUCAACAUUUGGCUCCUGCUUUUGGUCGUAAAACUGCCGUAAAGCUCUUGAAGAAGCACGGUUCACUCGAGAAUCUACUGAACGCAGCGGCAGUCCGUACCGUGGGGAAACAGUAUGCACAAGAUGCACUUACGAAGCAUGCUGAUCACUUACGUAGGAAUUACGAAGUUCUUGCACUUAAAAGGGAUGUGAAUGUCGUCCUUCGAGAAGAAUUAUUGGCGGAGAGGAAUAGUUGCAAUGAUUCAGUGGCUUGGUCUGACUUCUUCAAGCUGCUGCAAGACAUUGAGAAGAUCUCUCACCAAAGUACACCUUAUUCUUCAUCUUGCUGACUAUCCGGAAACGGAGAGCUAUUCAAUCUCACCUCUCGAUUCUAUUCCUUUGCCCUAACAUGAUCGGGAUGUAUACGCUAGAUCGAAGGUAUUAAUUUGUCAUCAUCUGCUCUCAUCCUCCUUUUGCGAUCACCCUAACCUUCUUUUCAACCCGUAGACGUGAUUUUGUUAUGAACUGCGCAGGAGAGCUCGCUAGGUGACCUCUGGUUUUAUGCCAAGGAGAGCUCUAAUACUUUGAUUCGCAACAGAUUAUGAUGUUUCAUAAUAAAUAACACUAAUGUAUUUGAGAACAAAUGACUGUGAUUUGUAUCCGCAGAUAAUAUUGUGAAUCACGCAUUUCCACUCUCCAA
Molecule: messenger RNA, 1864 nt
Organism: Punica granatum (pomegranate)
Lineage: Eukaryota; Viridiplantae; Streptophyta; Magnoliopsida; Myrtales; Lythraceae
Source: RefSeq, a predicted model, not a curated record